Messenger RNA from Fusarium vanettenii 77-13-4, 723 nucleotides. RefSeq lists its product as uncharacterized. The transcript has a single exon. The record is from RefSeq and is a predicted model, not a curated record. Bases 1 to 723 code for a protein of 240 amino acids. NCBI's taxonomy places the organism in Eukaryota, Fungi, Ascomycota, Sordariomycetes, Hypocreales, Nectriaceae.
AUGGUCGAAGUCAGGCAAUAUCACCUAAUCCCAACGCACCUUAUUCCAAACUCGCCCCGUCCCCUCCUCCACUAUAAGAAUGUCCUAUUAAAGCGGCCUGGUACUGCCCAUUGCGACCCAACAGAGGUCUGGGAUAUGUUUACCAAUAAUGAAUGGAACGUGGCGUGGAUAUUUCGCUAUGGGUCAACUCAACUAUCACACUUCCACUCUAAGGCUCAUGAAUGUAUGGCCGUCCUUUCUGGUACCGCGACAAUUCGAUUUGGCGUUGCCGACACCUCAGAAGAUCUAGAGGAAAAUACAUAUGGGUCUGCCUGGGAGGAAGGCGGAGUUGAACUACAGGCAGAAGCUGGCGAUGUAUUUAUUAUCCCUGCUGGCGUGGCACAUAAGACGUAUGACGUUAAGCCCGAUGAAGGAUUUAAACUAUUGACGCCCGGAGGAGGACAUGGCAUUGAAGCCGAUGAUCCGAGGAAGGUCUUGUCAGAGAUUCAAUUAUCAGGUUAUACUAUGAUGGGAGCGUAUAACGGCGGCGAUUGGGACUUUGUCCAGAGUGGAGGAGACUUUGAAAAGUCUUGGGCUAUUCCGAAGCCAAAGAAUGACCCUGUCUUAGGUCAAUCAUCCCAGGGGCUAUGCAAGACAUGGAGGGGCAAUGACAGGGCUCCGGAGGGCCGCAAAAUCGCUUAUAAGGACGGCGCUGCUAUCCAGAGUCCACUUGCGAAGUUGUAA